AUGCAAAAUAUCGACGAACAAGAUAAAAAUAAAUAUAUCACAAAUGCCACCAACCCAUUUGUUAAAUUAUCAAAAACUGUUAGAGUUUGUUUAGGUGCUUGUGUAGGUUUAUCAAUCGCUGGUUUUGCAAAUACCCUCAACAAAAGACCAUUUAUGACUAGACCACAUCGUCAUUUAUUCUACAUGAUUGCUUGCAGUGCCUUUUUUUACAAAACUUAUGAUUUCAAUGAUUAUAUUGUAAAGAAAGAAUUAUAUGUUUUAUCACUUACACAAGAUAGAAUUAGAGAACAAGAACUUUUAAAGAAACGUAACUAUCAUUAA
Dictyostelium purpureum is the source of this 321-nucleotide messenger RNA. RefSeq lists its product as uncharacterized. Bases 1 to 321 code for a protein of 106 amino acids. The record is from RefSeq and is a predicted model, not a curated record. The transcript has a single exon. NCBI's taxonomy places the organism in Eukaryota, Evosea, Eumycetozoa, Dictyosteliales, Dictyosteliaceae.